Messenger RNA from Cheilinus undulatus (humphead wrasse), 6505 nucleotides. It is a transcript of the gene foxo4, whose product is annotated as forkhead box O4. Gene Ontology annotation, cellular component: nucleus. Lineage: Eukaryota; Metazoa; Chordata; Actinopteri; Labriformes; Labridae. The record is from RefSeq and is a predicted model, not a curated record. The transcript is spliced from 3 exons. The coding region runs from base 1540 to 3489 and encodes 649 amino acids. Gene Ontology annotation, molecular function: DNA-binding transcription factor activity, RNA polymerase II-specific; RNA polymerase II cis-regulatory region sequence-specific DNA binding. Gene Ontology annotation, biological process: regulation of transcription by RNA polymerase II.
GACAGUGGUAAACAGACGUCAGAAGGGAGUCUUCGCCUCGAGUCAAAACAAAACAAAACAAAACAAGUGAAAAAGAUACCGAAGGAGUGGAUAUUUGAACGGCUACAACGACAUGGAGUUUUAAAGAAGCUUUCGCUGAGUAAAAAUGACUACUUGGAGAAAGUUUUGAGCGAAAUUUCACGGACUUUUCCACGGAUAGUAAACUCUGGAGUAGCAGGAGCUUAACCAGCUAACGUUACGGUGGCUAUCGUGCUGUUUUCAAAGUGCGAGCAGGGGAAGCAGACAGACCUCCAAGGCGACUUUACUUCGCCUUACACCCGGGAACAUUUUUUGUAGUUUGUUUGGACGGACUGCGGAGAGAGGAUCUGCUGGGAUCCAGGCCUCGACGGGAGGGUUUCAUAAGCGUUUCUUCGAGCAUCGUGUGUGCGGCGGUGGAGAAACAUGGCAGAUGGUGACAUGCGCCUGGCCGAAAUGUGGCGGAUCGUGCAGACCUGAAGCACGGACUUUUCGUGCGCUCAUUUUUGAUCUAUCUCCCAUAUUAACAAGAAUUUAAGAUUAUUCAACCCAUAGCUCAGUCAGCUCACUCACAGAUAUAAACUGGAUUGUUGCUCAUUUAAAGAGGCUUCACCGUGGAGGCCAUAAAGACAGCGGCGAUCAGCGUCUCUGUGUUGUUUUUUUAAAUGUUUUUUUAACCUAAAAUAAGCCGGUUCAGGAAUAAUCGGGGGUGAUAUAUUUUUCAGUUGUCGUUCAUUUCACCGGGAUUGUUUGAGGCUGUUCGGGGGUCAUUUGGGGACAUUUAAAAAAAAGUUUUGGUGGAGGGUUUGCGGCUGGAGGAGAGCCUUCACAUCACGUUGUUUACAAGUGGAGACGGACUGAGAAGCUCCUUUGUAACUGUAGACAGAUAAUCCCCGCUUCAUAGUUUUACAGUUUAAAAUCCAGGUUUGAAUGUGGAUAUUUUUUUUUUAAAUUGUCAGAUUUUUUUUUGAAUUUGAAUUUUAACAUCUCGUUACAUUAAGACAAACAGUUAAAAUUAUUACAUUUUUUUAAAACCAAUGUUUUGUUUGUAAACAAUAUUUAAACCGUGUUUUUUUAUCAAUGGGAAUGGCAUUAUUUUGUAUCUGUCUACCUGGAGGAUUCUGUCAUUUAUUCUCAGGUGUGUUCAAACAUCUGUAGAUCCAGAUGUUGUCGUUCUCAUUGCCACACUGCCACUUUUGUUUUUAUUUCAUUCAAACAAAGAGACUCUCAUCCCAGCCCUCCUUCAUUCUAUAUAAAUCACAAGGUUUAUGAUAGUUACUAUUAAGGAGAUUAUUUGGGUUCCCUAAUCUCCAAUCUGAGGAUUAACCGAGGCCACUGGUGUGUCCAGAUUAUUACGUCUCUUUUCUAGGCCCCUCUGUUUACACCCCCACAGAGGCUGAAGCAUAUUGUUUUUGUCCUGGAAGUGUUUUAACGCAUCAGCCGCUCUAAAUUAGCGUUUAAUUUCAAAGGUAGAUGUUUUGAGUGCUUCAUUUCUUUGCUUGAGUGGAAGUUUAGAGGACCGUCAUGGAGGAGUCGCCUUUGCCCCCGAUUGACCCAGAUUUCGAGCCACAGAGCAGACCCCGUUCCUGCACGUGGCCCCUGCCCAGACCGGACAUCUCGGUUGUCAAACCGGAGGGGGCGGAUGGCGCCGAGUCCGCCGCCGGGACCCCGCCCGCGGACGAGGACAAGCCUGAGCCGCAGCAAAUCAUCUCCGAGCCGGAGAAGGCAGCGGCGGCAGCCGAGGGUGGGGUCGUGGCCGGCGUGGGCGGAGCCGGCGCGACGCCCCGCAAAGGAUCAUCCCGGCGCAACGCGUGGGGGAACCAAAGCUAUGCUGAUCUGAUUAGUCAGGCCAUCGAGAACUCACCUGAGAAGAGGCUGACCCUGGCGCAGAUCUAUGAGUGGAUGGUGAAAACAGUGCCUUACUUCAGAGACAAAGGAGACAGCAACAGCUCGGCUGGCUGGAAGAAUUCAAUUCGCCACAACCUGUCACUCCACAACAAGUUCUUGAGGGUGCACAAUGAGUCGACAGGAAAGAGCUCCUGGUGGAUGCUCAAUCCAGAGGGGGGGAAGACCGGGAAAGCUCCUCGCCGCCGGGCUGCCUCCAUGGACAACAGCAGCAAACUGCUGAAGAGUCGCAUGAGAGCCAAGCAGACCAAGAAGGCUGCAGCAGGUGGUCUGGGGGGCGCUGGAGGGGGUGAGGGGAGCACGGGCUCAGGUGGUGCAGACAGCCCUAAUUCGUCCCAGCAGUUUCCUAAAUGGGCCGUGAGCAGUAGCCCGUCGUCUCGCGGCAGUCUGGAUGACUCUGACAUGUGGACCACCUUUCGCCCGCGUACCAGCUCUAACGCCAGCACUCUAAGCGGACGUCUUUCCCCCAUCGCCCCCGGACAGGAAGAUGACGAUAACCUGCCUGAGGACUCUCUGCUGGGGAGAUACACAGCCAGCAGCCUGACCCCCACCCUCACAGAGACCCUGAUGGAGGAGCUGGAUCUGAUCGAUGGCCUCACCUUGAUGACUGGGCCGCAGGGAGGAGCCAGUCCCAGCACAGCCCCACCAGCACCUCCCACUCCACUGCCCUCUGCUUCCACCCUGCUGCCCCGUGGCUCCAGCUUCUCCUCCUUCCACCAGCUGCAACCAUCCAGCCUUCCGCAGGCCCCCUCCCACUCUGGGACCCCGGCCUCCAUGUCUCAGUGUGGUCCCAGUAAAGAGCCUUCAACCUUCAGCAACUCGCUCUUCAACCCCAUGUCCUCCUCCACCUCUCGUGGGAGCAGCCAUUACAGUCCCCACGUGCCCUCCAGCCUGGAGGCGCUGCUCACCUCUGACUCCCCUCCACCCACUGAUGUCUUGAUGACCCAAGUGGACCCCCUCAUGCCCAAUCCUGGAGGGGUGGGCCUGAUGGGCCUGGGCUCCUCCGUGGUGGGUGUGAGGUCCAAACCUAACCAGCUGCUGAUGAGUAAAAGCCUGGAGCCAAAUACAGUGGCCCCUAUGGCGCUGCAAGCACAGAUGCAGCCGCAGCAGCACCACCUCCACCACCAGCAGCAGCCACAGCACCAGCAGCAGCCACAGCCACAGCAGCACCAGCAUCAUCCUCAGAUGAGCUUGGGAAUGAUCCUCUCAGGUAUGUCUCAGGACCCCUCGCAGCUCUCUGCCCUGAAAGCCCAGCAUGCCGCAGGGCCAUCUGUUGGCUCAAAUCACGGAGCGGCCAUCGCCUCAGCCAAUCCCAGCGUGAGCCUUCAGGGCAUGAGUCAGUUUGGAGCGCCGCCCUGCUUCCAAACCGGUCAGGACCGCUUACCCACAGACUUGGACAUAGACAUGUUUACUGAGAAUCUGGACUGUGACGUGGAGUACAUCAUCAACAGUGACCUCAUGGACGGAGAUGCCAUCGACUUCAACUUUGACCCCAUACUGCCUGGAGGCCAAGGUUACCCUGGCCCGGCCACCACCCAGGGCUCUGCCCAUAGCUGGGUGCCCAGCUAAUCCCUCAGCUGACUGCCCAGUUAGCCAGGAACUAAUCUCCAGUCCAGAUAACCUCACAGAACAACCGAUGCAUUCCUCCUCCCCACUAGCUGAAGAUAACCGUUUUCGAUGACGAUGCUUCUCUCGGACUGUAAAGACAAAACCAGACCUCACCCCGUGUCAUGUGCCAAGACAUGCAGGGACAGGGAGGAGAUUCAGGCGAAUAUGCACACAAUUUCCUCCUUUUUUGUUAAUAAGAAUAACACAACAGUUUGGCUGCUCGCCACCUUUUCUUGAACCUGAACUGAUGACUUUCUAAGACGUGUGACUCAAAGACAAAUCAGAAACUCCCCACUGCUGGGAGCAUUUAUUUCAGUUACGUUACACCUGAAUAGCUUUAGGGUGGAUUUAUGGUACUUGAUGGCUUUGGAAUUGACUACUCAAAGGACGACGCACGUUUAGAAGAGUGACCCGUUUUCCUUCAGAAAAUUGCUGGACCGUGAUCGUCUGUGCGAGAUGCACAGAGAAAUAAUAAGGAGCCAGAAAACUUCGAGGACUGUUUACUGUGUUAUGAGCGGGUGGAAGAUGGAGACUGGAGGUGUAAAGAGUUGGCUACACAUCUCACCUUGUCAUGGACUAUAAUUUUAUGUACGAUUUUAUUCACUCUUGAGAAAGUGAUGCUUUUUUUCUCCAGUUAGGUGAACAGUUAAAGACUGGAUGUUUUUUUGCAGUUUGGCAUUUUUGGUGUUUUGAGGUAGCCGUCAGUUAGAGGGUGUGUGUGUGUGUUUUAAUCCUUGAUGUGCAGUUAACCUAACAAAAUGAAGAAAUGUGAUUUGUGAGAAAUACACAGGGCAUUCAAGGGUUAAUGUUUUUGCCAACAAGUGAUUGGUUGGCCAAGUAUUAUCAUGUCUCAGACAGCAGUAUGCCUCCACUGUUAAAUGCUCCACCUAAUUGUGUUUUUUAAUUUGAAUCAAGCCUGUGCAUUUUCAAAGCACUUAGGUUUCCUGCGACACAGGAACCCCGAACUAAAGCGGAGAAUAAUCCACAUUAGGUUAAACCAUUUCAUGAGAAUAAGAGUUUGAAUCCUGUCAAACAUGUGAUGCACAUGUUGCACAUGACGACACACUAUGCAGACUUAUCAGGAGAACUAAAUGAAAUCUUGAAGGAAAUUUUAAAAAUCACUUCUUGAAGGGUUUGAUAUGAAAUAUUUUCCUGAUAUUUUCUUGUGUGGGGGGUUUUGAGUGCUUCGUAUCCGAAUAUCCUUGCACACUUUAAUUAUUCAGUACUCAGAUAUUCAGCUCAACAACUUAAUUCACUGUGUGACAAGUGCAAAAAAGAAUAUAUUUGAUUAUAGUUUUAAUAUACAACUUAGAUGGAGGUAAUAAAUGAGAUAUUAAUACAUAUGAAUAUAUUACUAAUGACAAGUGAUGUUUUUUUACAUUGGAAGAAGAAUUUUCAGAUAAUUUCUAACGGUAAUUUUCUAUACUUUUAUUUUUGUAAAGGAUGAGAUGCAUGUAGAUUUUUUACAUUACCAAAGGAACACUAAUAUUUGCAUUUGCAUGGCAUUUAGGGAGCGCUUGGGCCUGAUCAGUAUCACAAUGUACAUAAGCUUUGCAAAAAAACCCAGCUGUAACAUCAAAACCUGACUUCUUAAAGAUGAGCAAGGCACCGUGUAUCGAUACUUGACUGUUUAAAGUAAAUUUCCCGAAACCCUGCCUCAUUUUUUCUGCAUUAAUCAUGCAACCAAGUAAAAAAAAAAAGUGCUGAAAUGUGGCAGACAAAAAAGUACUUUUAUCGUAUUCUCAUCUCAGAUCGAGACUUUAACAACCGUUACCUCUCAGGGUCGCUCAGAAAGAAAGUCAACAGGAAACUAAUUCUGCAGAUCUUGUGACAAAAGCUAAAAAAUUAAAUAUUUAUUCCACACUUUUUCUGUUACUGCAGACUGGAAAUCAGAGGCUUUUGUUUUGUUUCCCUGGAGACAUUUCUGCUGAGUUGAUCUUUAAUUUGACUCUCUUUUUAAGAGAAAUGUUUUCUAGCUCUCCAGCGGUCUUGUUCAGUACUAACCUGUCCCUUUUUUUUGACUGCCAAUAUUUAAAACACUAUAGCAUGACGUUUUCUUCUGCAAGAUGGACCUCAUCUUGUCAUCUUACCCCCUUUAAACCAUUGUGUUUGUGUUUAAUUGCUUUGUUCAUAUUUCUUUUUGUGAUCACAGAUAGCAUCCUUGCAGUCAAAACUUUGAAUUCUCAUCAUUUCACUGUAGCAUUUUUAAACAUGCUAGCCCCAGAUUUGUAUAAAGCACUCUCUCUCUUUUUUUCACUGAUGUUUUUUUUCUCUAUUUGAAUGGUGCUAGAUAUCCUGUGUGAUGUAUCCUGGAGUACGCCAACAUGCAAUGUGGGUACAUAUCAGGGCCUUUGAAUAUUCUGUACUCAGCACACGGAUGUUGAUUUGGUUUUGAACGGUGGCACGUAAUCAGAAGUCCUUCCCCCUUUUUUGUUGUCAUGUUUUAACAUAUAUAUAUGCGACCCCUUCUUUAAAACCAAACUGGUGACUUAAAUAGAUCUGGAAACAGACGACCAGUGUGUUUAAACUGCAUGAUUAUUUUCUUAUAACUCUAAAUCAUAACGUAACUAUUUUAGAAAGUUGUACCUAUAUGCAACAACCCCCUGGUGUUAUGACUUCCUUUGUUUUCUCCCUCUAUGUAAUCAUAACUCUCUUCAUGUUUUCUUAAACUAGCAGUUAGUAGCUGUAUGUUUGUUUUGACUUUUAAAAUUCCCCCAUUUGAUACAGCAUUUUUUAUUGGCAAAGGGUGGGUUUUUAUACUUAAAUUUCCCCAUAAGGGAGGGUGGGAUGGACAGGGAAUGAUGAGUUGUGCAUAAGCCAAUAAUGUUUCUGAUUUUUGAGUAUUGUUGAUAGUUUUUCUUUAUUUCUCUUUCCCCUUUCAGUCUUUUUUUUCCCUUUUUUUUCUCAUUGUAAAGUCAGCCAGAGAUGACAAACAGUUCUGAACAGCAGAAAUAAAUUCAAUAAACUGUUUAACCUA